AUGAGGAAUUGGAUGGGUAAGACAAGAGUAGAACUACCCAAGAGCAAGGGAACUCAAAAUUGGACUUUUGGAAUCUGCAUUGCAGUUUCGGAAACUGCAUUGCAGUUUUCAUUUAAUUACAAUUGGAUUUUUGCUCUUUCUUUGGCCUUCAACCUCAUCAAUUUGAAGAGUAGAGGCUACCCAGAUGUGGAAUUGGGAGGGAAAGAGAAGAGUAGAACUAUCCAAGAGCAAGGGAACUCAAAAUUGGACUUUUGGAAACUGCAUUGCCAGAAACAAAGUACUUUACCAACAUGUCUUGAAUAA
Prunus armeniaca (apricot) is the source of this 303-nucleotide messenger RNA. The record is from the annotation of a GenBank genome assembly. Lineage: Eukaryota; Viridiplantae; Streptophyta; Magnoliopsida; Rosales; Rosaceae.